Pedinophyceae sp. YPF-701 is the source of this 1386-nucleotide messenger RNA. NCBI's taxonomy places the organism in Eukaryota, Viridiplantae, Chlorophyta, Pedinophyceae. The record is from the annotation of a GenBank genome assembly.
AUGCUGUCGGUCCUGCGCCACGCGCAGCACGGCGCCGCCGCGGCGGCCCCGCUCGCGGUCGCGUUUAGCCGCCUGCUGUCCUCCUCGGCCGCGCCCGCGAGCGAGCUGCGCGAGGCCUUCCGCGCCAAGAUCCCCGAAGAGCAGGACCGCCUGAAGACGCUGAAGACGCAGGGCGACAAGGUCCUCGGGAACGUGACCGUUGGCAUGGCUAUCGGCGGCAUGCGUGGCAUCAAGGGGAUGCUGUGGGAGACGUCGAUGCUGGACCCCGAGCUGGGCAUUGAGUUCCGCGGACACACGAUUCCUGAGCUCCAGGAGAAGCUCCCGAAGGCCAUCCCGAACGGGGAGCCGCUCCCCGAGGGUCUCCUGUGGCUCCUGCUCACCAACGAGAUCCCCACGGCCGCCCAGGCGGCCGCAGUGUCCGCGGAGCUCCGCGCGCGCGCGGGGCUGCCCAAGCGCGCCGUGGACGUCCUGAACGCCCUGCCCACGAGCGUGCACCCGAUGACGCAGUUCUCGAUCGGCGUCAUGGCCAUGCAGCCCGACUCCCUGUUCGCAAAGGCGUACGCGGACGGCGUGCACCGCUCGCAGUACUGGGAGUCUGUGUAUGAGGACACGAUGAAUCUGAUCGCGCGGCUGCCGGAGCUGGCGGCGUACAUCUACCGCCGCACGUACCACGGCGGCAAGAUCAUCCCCGCGGACCCCAAGCUCGACUGGGCGGCCAACCUCUCGCACAUGCUGGGCUACGACAGCGAGGACGCGAUGGAGAUGAUGCGGAUGUACCAGACGAUCCACGCGGACCACGAGGGCGGCAACGUCAGCGCGCACACCACGCACGUCGUCGGUUCCGCCCUCUCCGACCCGUACCUCUCCUUCUCCGCGGGCAUGAACGGCCUCGCGGGCCCGCUGCACGGCCUCGCGAACCAGGAGGUCCUCAAGUGGCUCAAGGAGGUCGUUUCCACCCUCGGGGAGAACCCCACGAAGGAGCAGCUGCGCGAGUACACCUGGGCCACGCUCAAGUCCGGGAAGGUGGUGCCCGGGUACGGCCACGCCGUGCUGCGCAAGACGGACCCGCGGUACACGUGCCAGCGCGAGUUCGCGCUCAAGCGCAUGCCGGACUACCCGCUGUUCAAGCUCGUGAGCAACCUGUACGAGGUGGUGCCGGAGGUGCUGCUGGAGACGGGCAAGGUGAAGAACCCGUGGCCGAACGUCGACGCGCACAGCGGCGUCCUCCUGCAGCACUACGGGAUCGUGGAGGAGGACUUCUACACGGUGUUGUUCGGGGUGAGCCGAGGGCUGGGUGUGCUGAGUCAGGGGGUGUGGAGCCGCGCGCUCGGGCUCCCGAUCGAGCGCCCCAAGUCCAUGACCAUGGACAGCUUGGCCUCGGCGUAG